UUGCCCCACCUCUCCCUCGUACCUCAAUACAUCCCCACUAAAUUCCUAUUUCACACACACUCCACUCACACCUACGCGUAUCCACGAACAAAUACACAUCUACACAUACUGCAACCAUGGGUCUCAUGUGGCACAAGGGCUUUGGCGGAAAGAGGGCUGGCGGCGGUGUUGUUGUUGACAAACACGGUGUUCGACGCGCACCCUUUCGCAUCUCGUGCGGUGGUUUCUCUUGCUUCCGCUAAACAUCCACCCGCCCUGCAUCAACGAUUCACGACUUGUAAGUCGAACAGGCUCGCCAGAGGUGACCAUUAG
Molecule: messenger RNA, 312 nt
Organism: Bipolaris oryzae ATCC 44560
Lineage: Eukaryota; Fungi; Ascomycota; Dothideomycetes; Pleosporales; Pleosporaceae
Exons: 2
Source: RefSeq, a predicted model, not a curated record